GAUUGGUUGGCAUGUUCUUCUGCGCAUGUUCAGUGCAUCCGCAAAAUCCAGCGACAGAUGCACCAGCGGAGUUCCUGUUUUGUUUUGAAUCUGGCGGUGGUUACGUCGUAUUUACUAACACUGGGGCACCAUGGAUUUUAGACGGUUCGGGGGCAGCUUGGAAUGCAGUUUUAUAGACUUCUUUGGAACGGACACAAGGGAAACCUUGUCUCAAGCAAUACGGCGUUCAACAGAGGACACGGCUGCAGCUGCUGAAUCCGAAACGGAGGCAAAUGUGCUGUUUGGAACCAUUAGAGGAAGCGUUGUCGGAUUACGUUACUAUACUGGGGUUGUUAACAAAGGAGAGAUGGUGUCGCUGGUCAGGGAACCUCACAACCCCUAUGAUAAAAACGCAGUUAUGGUUGCCAAUGUGUACGGGAGCCAGGUCGGGCACAUCAAACGCCAGCUCGCUGCGCCAAUGGCCAACAUAAUGGACAACAAUUUGGCCAAAGUUGAAGGGGUUGUUCCUUUCGGUGUGAACAAUGCUUUCACCAUGCCUGUCAACCUCUCCUUCUGGGGGAAGGAUGACAACAAAACUGCAGUAACGAAUGAACUGAAGAGACACGGAUUCCAACUUGACAAAGAAUCAAAAGGUGGAUCACAAGGCGUGACACCAGGUGUGACACCAGGUCGCACUCUAGACCAAUGGCUUGUAUCUUCUAAACGGCUGAUGGCAGUACCACUAACACCUGAACAGCUGAAGAAUGCAUUUGACAAGCUGUUUGAUGACCUGAUGGAGGACAAGACCCGUGAGAUGGAGGCAGGAGAGGCUGUGUGCACACCACUGCUCCCACAUCAGAAGCAGGCUUUGGCCUGGAUGGUCACAAGGGAGAACAACAAUGAUUUGCCUCCAUUUUGGGUGGAGAAGAAUGGCCUUUAUUUCAACGUUCUCACCAACUUUGCUGUACCAGAGAGGCCGGAGAGUGUCCUCGGAGGGAUCCUGGCCGAUGACAUGGGACUGGGAAAAACCCUCACCACUAUUGCACUCAUUCUGACCAACUUUCACAAUGGGAAACCGAUGCCUCUGGUGAAGAUGCAGAGUGCACCACCUGUUCCGGGAACUGCGGCUACCAAGAGAAAAUGCACGGCACUGAAAGAGAACAAUGGAAAAGGGAGUGAUGAAUUAACAGUGGAAGAAGAAGAAGCUACUCCUUCUUGUUCAAAAAGGCAACACGAAGACCCCGGUGUAAUUGUCAUCGACUCCGAUUCAGCUGAUUCAGGAGUGGGUGUAGCACCAUUGAAGAAAGCAAAAACAAAAGCAAAAUCAGACUGUCCAUCUGGCAAAAAGAAAGGUCCGAUUGUAAUGAUGGAGGACAUGGACUUUGCUGCUGCUUUGGGUGGGGGUGUGCUGGAAAAAAGUUUUCAUAAGAAGAAAGCCCAGAAGAAGAGUCAGGGAGUCAGCAAGAUGCCUUCAAAACCCGCUGACAGCAAAGGAGCCAGGGCAACCUUGGUCAUCUGCCCACUCUCAGUCCUCAGCAACUGGCUGGAUCAGUUUGAGCAACAUGUCCGUGCAGAUGUGGAGCUGAACGUGUACUUGUACUACGGUGCAGAACGUAACCGGAAUGUCAAGUUCCUGGCCCAGCAGGACGUGGUGCUUACCACGUACAACGUACUGUCUGCAGACUGUGCGGGUAAGAAGUGCAGCCCUUUGCAUGAGGUUAAAUGGCUGAGAGUGGUGUUGGAUGAGGGACACGUCGUUCGGAAUCCCAACGCACAACAGAGCAAGGCUGUGCUGAACUUGACAGCAGAGAGGAGAUGGAUUUUAUCAGGCACUCCGAUCCAGAACUCCCUGAAAGACCUGUGGAUGCUCAUCUCCUUCCUGAAGAUGAAGCCUUUCGACGUGAGGGAGUGGUGGAACCGGAUCAUCGAGCGGCCCGUCACCCUGGGCGACAGCAAAGGGCUUAGCCACCUGCAGACUCUGAUUAAGGGGAUCACCCUGAGGCGGACCAAAAGCAGCAAAGUGGCAGGACGCGCAGUGGUGCAGCUGCCAGAGAGGAGGGUGUUUGUGCAGAAGGUGACCCUGUCCGAGGAGGAGAGGCUGGACUACGAGACGGUCAAGAGGGAGGGCAGAGAUGCCAUAAGCAGGUAUUUUAGAGAGGGGACAGUCUUGACGAACUACGCGGAUGUGCUGGCCAUCCUCGUCAGGCUGAGACAGUUCUGCUGCCACCCACGCCUUCUGGGGAGCUCCACCAGCGCAGCAGGUUCAGCAGCAGAUACGUCCACGCCCAGUGGGCUGAGGGAGCGCCUGAUCAAUAAAAUGACCUUGGUCCUGAGCUCCGGUUCAGACGAGGAGUGCGCUGUCUGCCUGGACUCUCUCCGACAGCCAGUCAUCACCUACUGCGCCCAUGUCUACUGCAAACCCUGCAUCUGUGAGGUCAUACGCUCCGAACAGGAGAAUGCCAAGUGCCCACUCUGCAGGGCACAGAUCCGCACCAAGGAACUUGUGGAAUAUCCUGGGGAGGUUGCGGAGUCAGCAUCCAAUGAGGACAAGGACACAUGGAAGUCCAGUUCAAAGGUGGACGCCCUGAUGAGCAACCUGCUAAGACUUCGGCAAGAGGAUCCGAGCAUUAAGAGUCUGGUGGUGUCUCAGUUCACCAAGUUUCUGUCGCUGCUGGAAGUCCCUCUGAGGGAGCAGGGGUUUUCUUUCACACGUCUGGAUGGCUCCAUGAGCCAGAGGAGCAGAGCCAAGGCUAUCCAGGACUUCCAGGACACUGCCCAGGGAUGUCCCACCAUCAUGCUGCUGUCGCUCAAGGCUGGGGGGGUUGGGCUAAACCUGACAGCUGCCUCCAGAGUCUUUCUUAUGGACCCGGCUUGGAACCCUGCAGCGGAGGAUCAGUGUGUGGACAGAUGCCACAGACUCGGCCAGAAGAAGGACGUGGUUAUUACCAAGUUCAUUGUGAAGGACUCUGUCGAGGAGAGCAUGGUUAAAAGUCAGAAGAGGAAAAAGGAGCUUGUGGAGAAGGCCUUUGGGGGGAAGAAAGCCCAGGACCGUAAACAGUCACGAAUCGAGGAGAUUCGAGCUCUGAUGGAGUUGUAGGUAUCCUGGCGUUCAAGUUUGUCUCCCAUUUUCUUUCAGUAUUAUGCAGUAUGUCUCAUUUAACUACACCUGUGGAAGGUUUUGCAUGGUCAAAAUGCCUCCAAAGUUUCUUGCUACCCAAUACCAAAUUUCUUUUUCUUUUUUUACCUACUUUGUAAGGAAUUGAAAUUUACGAGUGUUAUAUUGUACUUGUACCAAUGACUUUUCAUGCCUCUAAAAGAAUACCACAACCCCCAAGUUUAUUUUUAUUUCUUUCAUCAGAAGCACUUCACUAUAUGUCCAGCACACAUGCCCUAGAGUGAAUGUCCAUAUAUUUGAAGGCAAAAAGGAGCAAAUUACUCUCCAUUGACUGAUAAUACAGUGUUUAAACCACCUUCAGGGUAUUUACUGAAGUACUGCCAAAUUGCAGUUUCAUUGUUUUUGAAUAUUCGGAUGGUAAAUUUCAGUUGAGCUGUAGGCACUAACACAUGAUGUAUUGCAGAAAUGUCUUUUUUUAGAUCGGGUUUUGUACCAUAAACAAAUGAUGCAGAUACUGUAUGUGGAAAAAUAGAAGUGCUAAAGUUUGAACUGAC
Conger conger (European conger) is the source of this 3648-nucleotide messenger RNA. RefSeq names its product helicase-like transcription factor (gene hltf). Lineage: Eukaryota; Metazoa; Chordata; Actinopteri; Anguilliformes; Congridae. The transcript is spliced from 25 exons. The coding region runs from base 131 to 3076 and encodes 981 amino acids. The record is from RefSeq and is a predicted model, not a curated record. Gene Ontology annotation, molecular function: hydrolase activity, acting on acid anhydrides, in phosphorus-containing anhydrides; ATP binding; ATP-dependent chromatin remodeler activity.